Messenger RNA from Tetranychus urticae (two-spotted spider mite), 2537 nucleotides. Its product is annotated as protein PALS2. The record is from RefSeq and is a predicted model, not a curated record. Gene Ontology annotation, molecular function: protein binding. Lineage: Eukaryota; Metazoa; Arthropoda; Arachnida; Trombidiformes; Tetranychidae.
ACAAACUGUUGCAUAGGGAUUUAUUUAUUUACAUUUUUUUGUUUCAUUUUUCAUUUUUUAUUUUAUAUCAUUUCAAUCAAUAAUUACUAUUGAUUUUUCUUCAUUUUCCGCCCAUUUUCAUUAAAUUCUACCUUUUAGUAUUGAAAAUCAGUUCCAAUGAGAAUAUGGCUGUCAACGCUACACUGAAGAAGAGUCUUGAAAUCUUAGAUACUAGGUUUUCAGGUCUACCUGGAGCAAGUGAACCUGAUCUGUUGUUCCUUAAAGGUGUUUUACAGUCUCCAGUGAUUGACUCUCUCUGCAAAGUAACAGAAAAACUUGAAUCUUCAAGCUCAAUUGAACCUGUAUUACACGGUGAAGCCAUGGACAUCUUAAAUAGUGUGACCGAAAUGUGCAACAGAUUACUCAGUAAUCCUUCAACUAAUCAAAGUGUGCGUAGAAUAACAGCUGAGUUGAACAAUAUUCUUUGCAAACCACACUUUGUCGCUGUAGUGGAAGCUCACGAUCAAGUAGCUGCUAAAAAUUACGAUGAACCUGGUUUCCAAAAAGCUAUGCCCGAAGAUGAAGAUGAAGAUGAUGAUUGUGGUGAGGAAGAGAUGACAUCUGAUGCCAUUCAUAAUGUUGGUAUAAUUCGUAAAGGUGAUGAACCUCUUGGCAUGACUGUACAACUUGACGAGGGUCGAGUCGUUGUUGCUCGUAUUCUGCGUGGUGGUCUUAUUGAUCUUCAAGGAAUCCUCCGUGUGGGAGAUAUAAUUUUGGAAGUAAAUGGUCGAGAAAUCUCUUCUCCGCACGAAUUGAUGGAAGAGCUACGUCUCUGUAAAGGAAGUAUUCGUCUCAAAGUAAUUCCAUCUUUCCAUGAAAGAAUCAUCUCUGCUCCAUGUUAUAUGAGAGCUUUAUUUAAUUAUGAUCCUUCCGAAGAUACUUUGAUUCCAUGUAAGGAAAUAGGUAUCAGUUUUGUUCAAGGAGAUGUUUUGGAAGUAUUGAACCAAGAAGAUCCAAACUGGUGGCAAGCCAGAAGAACUGACAUAGAAGACGCGCCCAUUGGAUUGAUCCCUUCACAGGAUUUAGAAGAGAAAAGGAAAGCAUUCGUGAGACCAGAAUACGAUUAUGCAACCAAAACGUCAAUUUGCGGAACCAAAGUUACUAAGAAAAAGAAGAAAGAAAUGUACCAAAUUGAUGCUAAUAAUUAUUUCGAUAAAGCUGAAUUAACCCUUUAUGAAGAAGUUUGUCGUAUACCUCCAUUUGAAAGAAAAACCUUAGUUUUAGUUGGUGCUCAAGGAGUUGGCAGAAGAACAUUGAAACAGCGUUUAAUUUCUUAUGACUCUGAUCGCUUUUCUGCUCCACUGCCUCAUACUUCUCGUCCAAUCCGGGAAAAUGAGCAAGAUGGUAAAGUUUACCAUUUUGUUAAACGAGAAAUAAUGGAAGCUGAUAUUAGUGAACACAAAUAUCUUGAGUGGGGACAAUUUGAUGGCCAUCUGUAUGGAACAAAGUUAGAUUCUAUUCGUGCCAUUAUUAGAUCGGGUAAAAUGUGUAUCCUUGAUUGUAAUCCUCAGUGUCUGAAAGUUCUAAAAACUGCUGAAUUUAUGCCAUUCGUUGUUUUCAUCGCUGCUCCACCAAUUGAUCAGCUUCGAUAUAUGCAUGAAUGGGGACGUAGUCAUUCAUCAGCCAACAGGACAAUGACUCUCGACCGUGCCUUAGGACGACAUCAUUCGCGCCGUGCUCGAACCUUGCAAAGCUUGGCAUCUUUUUGUGAGGAUGAAGACCUCCAAGUGACGAUUUCUGAAAGCGCAAAACUCAAUCGAACCUAUGAAAAGUAUUUUGACAUGAUUUUGGUUAAUAACAACUUUGACAAAACUUUUGAAGAUUUGAAGGAGGCUCUUAAUGCUUUAAGUACUGAACCUCAAUGGGUGCCAAUUAAUUGGGUUUUUAGCGAAUAGAGCAAGCAAAAAAAGAUAAACAGAUAAGAAAAUGACGAAAAAUCAAAAGAUGUCUUGCAAAAAAAACAAUCAACUUGAACAAAAAAGGAGCUAAAACUACCAAUCAAUAAGAAGAGACUAGUUUUAAUUGUGUUAAGUGGCUUGAAGCUAUUUUCAAGUGUCUAUUUGUUAUUACCGCCAAUCAGCAGCUUAGAGCAAAUAAUUGAAGAUAAUAAGUUAAGUUGAAAAGAAUCUCAAAUUGUGUUGAUUCAUAUCAUUUUUACUUUCUCAAUAUCAUUCGCAUUUAAAAAUUUACAUUGCAACACAUUGAAUUACACAUUCCAUCCAUGAUAAUUAACAUGGUGUUAUCAUGUUAAAAUCCGUCCUAUUGACUUAUACAACUUUCACCAUUGCUUUUCAAAGUGAAUUCCAAUAAUAACACUUGCCUGAUUUACUAUUAAUAACUAUUUUCCACAGCUAUCAAAGUGCAUUUAUAUUACCUGGUACCUUUCAAAUCUAGGUAUUCUCUAAUUGCUUAACGCAUUUCCAAACAAACUACACAAUCAAAUCUUUUUUUGUCAUUUUACUCAAUUUCUCAAUAAACAAAUGCAAUCUCAAUCUGAA